UCCGGCUUGGUUAACACACGUCCUCGUCGAAGAGGAAACUCUCCGAAACACCCUCGGGACACUCGACUCGCGCCACUCUGCUCGCUCGGGUUAGCGAACUCAACAGUUUCUUGAACGAAGCCAGUAAGAGAAAAAGGUCGUCAUCAUGGACGCGAUCAAGAAGAAGAUGCAAGCGAUGAAGCUUGAGAAGGAUAACGCGAUGGAUAAAGCCGACGCCUGCGAAGGGCAGGCGAAGGACGCUAACAUGCGCGCGGACAAGGUCCUUGAAGAAGUCAGCGACUUGCAGAAGAAACUCAAUCAGGUGGAGAGCGAUCUUUCAUCCAACAAACAGGCCCUGGAACAAGCGAACAAAGACCUCGAAGAGAAGGAGAAGGCUCUAACCAACGCCGAGUCCGAGGUCGCCGCAUUGAACCGGAAAGUUCAACUGAUUGAGGAGGACUUGGAGAGAUCUGAAGAGCGAUUGAACACCGCUACCGCUAAGUUGGCAGAAGCUUCUCAGGCUGCUGAUGAAUCGAGCCGUAUGUGCAAAGUAUUAGAAAACCGUGCACAGCAGGAUGAGGAGAGAAUGGAUCAGUUAACGAAUCAACUGAAAGAAGCACGUUUACUCGCUGAGGACGCUGAUGGAAAAUCGGACGAGGUAUCGCGAAAGCUGGCCUUCGUUGAAGACGAGCUGGAAGUUGCAGAAGAUCGAGUCAAGUCUGGUGAAGCUAAGAUCAUGGAGCUUGAAGAGGAACUUAAAGUUGUCGGUAACAGCUUGAAAUCUUUGGAAGUCUCAGAAGAAAAGGCUAAUCAAAGAGUCGAGGAAUUCAAGCGCCAACUCAAAACCUUGACAGUGAAACUAAAGGAAGCCGAAGCCCGCGCCGAAUUCGCUGAGAAAACUGUCAAGAAACUUCAAAAGGAGGUCGACAGGCUCGAAGACGAAUUGGGCAUCAACAAGGACAGAUACAAGUCACUCGCCGACGAGAUGGACUCCACGUUCGCUGAACUGGCGGGAUACUAAGAUAUUUCGUUCUUUUAUGCUUCCUACAUUAAUUCAUGCGUGGGAAUGAACGGUUCCGCACGAUGGGCUUUAAAAUAUUAUUACCUACAACUACCGUCGUUGCACGAUCAGCGAGAGAAGCUUGGGCCAAAGAUUGUCUCUGCCGAGGAUCGGAUAUUAUUUAUCUAAUUAUGCGACGUUACCGCGACGAAGAUGGUCAUUGUAUGGAGAUAUCCGUAAGGAAAUUUAUUCUGUUACACUGUUGUACAAAAUAUUACACAAGACCCAAUAAACUGCUGUAAUAUGGUAUACGUUACUAAUUA
Molecule: messenger RNA, 1302 nt
Organism: Ceratina calcarata
Lineage: Eukaryota; Metazoa; Arthropoda; Insecta; Hymenoptera; Apidae
Gene: Tm2
Product: tropomyosin 2
Exons: 7
Coding region: 146-1000 (284 amino acids)
Source: RefSeq, a predicted model, not a curated record